UCAUUGUCGUCUCCAUCGCAGUCACCUCUUCGGGUCAGGCAGAAGCACCUGGAGGAUGUCAGCCCCUGGGCUGCAGAGUGGAGGCCCAGCCCCAAGGCCCGGACCCCCGGUACCUGAGCUGAUCCGGAAGAAGCGAGAUGGGGAGCAUCUUGCAGAGGACGAGAUCUUCAGCUUCGUGCAGGCCGUGACGGAUGGGACCAUCCAGGAUACGCAGAUUGGCGCUAUGCUGAUGGCCAUCCGGCUACAGGGCAUGGACUGGGCAGAGACGGAGGCUCUGACAAGGGCAAUGGCAGGGUCCGGGAAGCAGCUUGCGUGGCCAAGGGAGUGGGCAGGGCGUCUGGUGGAUAAGCACUCGACUGGAGGUGUGGGGGACAAGGUCAGCCUGGCCCUGGCCCCUGCGCUGGCUGCCUGCGGCUGCAAGGUGCCGAUGAUCAGUGGGCGAGGCCUGGGCCACACAGGCGGUACCCUGGACAAGAUGGAGGCAGUGCCAGGCUUCUGUGUCUCCCAGAGCCCAGAGCAGAUGCGGGAGCUAUUGGAGCACGUGGGCUGCUGCAUCGUGGGCCAGAGCCAAGAGUUGGUCCCCGCGGACAGAGUCCUGUACGCUGCACGUGACAUGACGGCCACUGUGGACAGCCGCUCGCUCAUCACUGCAUCCAUUCUCAGCAAGAAGGUGGUGGAAAGCUUGUCCGCCCUCAUCCUGGACGUGAAGUUCGGAGAGGCCGCUCUGUUCCCCAGCCUGAAACAGGCCCGAGAACUUGCAGAGACCCUGGUGGAGGUGGGGUCCCAGCUGGGCCUGCGUGUGGCCGCUGUGCUGACCGCCAUGGAGGGGCCCGUGGGGCGACGGGUGGGCCACGCCCUGGAAGUGGAGGAAGCACUGGAGUGUCUGGAAGGCGCAGGCCCCCCCGACUUGCGGGACCUCGUCACCCAAAUCGGUGGCACCCUGCUAUGGCUGUGUGGAUCAGAACCAACAGUGGCUCAGGGAGCAGCUCGGGUGGCCACGACCCUGGAUGAUGGCUCGGCCCUGGACCGGUUCCAAGCCAUGCUGCAGGGCCAGGGGGUCACGGCCUCGGUGGCCCGGGCUCUGUGCUCCGGCCCUGGGGCGGCUCGGAGACGGCUGCUGCCUAGUGCCCCCACCCAGGAGGAGCUGUGCGCCCCUUCUGACGGCACAGUGGAGCAGGUGAGGGCACUGCCCCUGGCCCAGGUCCUGCAGGAGCUGGGAGCGGGACGGAGCAGGGCUGGGCAGCCCCUGGACCUCAGCGUUGGGGCCGAGGUGCUGGUCAGUGUGGGGCAGCGGCUGAAUGCAGGGACUCCCUGGCUGAGGCUCCACCACGCAGCCCCUGCCCUGAGUGAAACCCAGCGCCGCACUCUGCAGUCAGCAUUGAAGUUGUCCUCCAGGCCACCCUUCCCCACCCCCCAGCCCGUAUUCGAGCUGGUUCUGCCACCGACCACCAGCUGCCCACAGGACUGACCCACUGGUGGCUUAACCUUGGGCAUCACAAGCGGGUUCAGCAAAGGUUUGGCAUAGAAUAAGCUCUUAAUAAAUAUGUACUCUGGCUGGCAGAUUCAGCAACACAAAUGACCCAGCAACCUGAGGGAUGGCCAGCAGAACUUCUUUCUCUCCCGAGCUGGGGAGGCGUUGGGCUGGCCAAGGGGAUAUCACCACUACAGUGGCAUUGACAGCGGGCACCACAGCAGCCUCUCCCCCACUACCUGGUUUUCUGCCCCACCUCGGUAUCGCUCCGGCCUCCUGGUCUACAGGAGAGAUCCUUGGAGCCACCCUCAUCACCUGGGGGCUGGGGCUUGGGGCCUGGCACUCAUCCUGUUUUCAGUUCCUCUAUCCCCGCUCUGGUUCUGGGGCAGAAAGAGGUCAAUCAAUCAGUAGUGUUUAUUGAAACCUAUACUACCUUCUUGGAGAAUAGAAUUUGGUCCCUGCCCUCAAGAAGCUCACGAUCUACCAGGGCCACGGUUGCAAACGUAAGUCAUUUCAAACCACAGCAUCUCUUGAUAGGAAAUGUACAGAAUGACAAACAGAUAAAUGUCAGUUAACAAAGGUAGAGAAUGUGCGUGAGUCCUGAGGGCAGCUGCUGGAUGGACCCACUUGGGUGGCGAUUAAUCAGGAAAGACCUCCUGGAGGAGUGAUUUCAGAAGAGUUGCGAAGACACAGAAGGCCGGGGUGAGGUGACUUGAAGGGGGAGUGAGUUCCAAUUGGAGGAAAGAUGUGAGGCAGGGGUCAGAGGUGGUUGGCCAAAAGGACUCUGCUUUCUCAGGUACUCACUGUUCACCCUGGUAUUCCAGACUCUCCUCUUCGGAUCCGGCUGCUGUUCCCCUUAUGCCACAGUGCCUUUCCCCUAUUCCAUCAGCCAUCCCCUGCCACCUGAUCCCGUCAAUCAGUCAACGGUAUUCAUUGAGCGCUGUGGCACAGCACCGUACUAAGCGCUUGGGAAUAGUACAACA
This is a messenger RNA of Tachyglossus aculeatus (Australian echidna), 2454 nucleotides long. It is a transcript of the gene TYMP, whose product is annotated as thymidine phosphorylase. Gene Ontology annotation, molecular function: pyrimidine-nucleoside phosphorylase activity; 1,4-alpha-oligoglucan phosphorylase activity. The transcript has 10 exons. Gene Ontology annotation, cellular component: cytosol. Gene Ontology annotation, biological process: pyrimidine nucleobase metabolic process; pyrimidine nucleoside metabolic process. Bases 56 to 1468 code for a protein of 470 amino acids. The record is from RefSeq and is a predicted model, not a curated record. Lineage: Eukaryota; Metazoa; Chordata; Mammalia; Monotremata; Tachyglossidae.